Molecule: messenger RNA, 3967 nt
Organism: Monodelphis domestica (gray short-tailed opossum)
Lineage: Eukaryota; Metazoa; Chordata; Mammalia; Didelphimorphia; Didelphidae
Source: RefSeq, a predicted model, not a curated record
UAAUCCCAAUUCCUGUGAAAUUACUUCUUAGUUUUCUUAGUCCGUGUCCAGUGUUCUUGAGUUUAUUGAAUACUGCGCUACUGUGUUCAUUUGCUUCUUAUUUAUCUAGUCUUUUCCACUGAUCUACUUAAAUUUUUUUUUAACAGUAGCAAAUAGUUUUUUAUAAAUUUACUUUUCCACUAACUUAUGUUUCAUGUAUCACAAAACUUAUUAGACUUUAUCCCCUUCUUCUAUAACUCUGUUUGGAGGCAUUUGUAUAUAUCUGAAAUUUUGUGUGUCUCUUGUCAGGUUGUGUAGUAAGAGUUAUUUUCCAUUGAGUAGUUUCUUUAUUAGCCUUAUGUAAAACUGUUGGCUCCAAAUGAAAUAUAUUUCAAAGGAAAAUAAAAGUAAAGGCUGAAAAAGAAACACUAAAUAUAGAACAUAAGGCAGAUUUUAUAUAAGCCAUGUGAAAGAGAAUUCUUUACUCUAUUGUCGAUCCUGAGUUAACAGUAACUUAAGUACCUUACUAGAUUGUGAAGACAGGAUUAACUCUUCUUUGUCUACCUUUUGAUUGAAACAACACAAACUUGAGGAGCUUGCAAACCACUUAGUGAAUUCACACCCUACGUAGUGCUAGAUGAGAAGUCAACAAGAUACUUGGAGAGCUCCACCCUUUUUUUAACUCAAACAGUCAGAAACUUGUAAGAGUUCACACCCUCAGAAACUGUGAAUCCUUUUGAUGACUAUUCACCCUUCCAGAAGGUGCGAACUGGUUCCCACAAACACUGCCCAGGCAGUGCUAGACAAUUUGGAAACUGUGAUUGUCCCUUGUGAAAGGGGGAAGUGACAAGGAGCCACCAUAAAAGGCCCUGAAUUUCUGGGGCUAGGGAAGUCAACUCCAAGAAGGAGCUGGACUUCAGGAAGGAAGUCAACUUCAAGAAGAAGGUCGGCUCAAGGAAGAAAGUUGGCCUCAGGAAUCACCUUCAGCUCCAGUCAUUAUCUUGACCUGCCUCUUGGAGGGAACUUGACUAUUUUGACCAUGGAUGGUGAGGAAAUACCAGACUUUUCAAGUUUAAAGGAGGAAACUGCUUAUUGGAAGGGACUUUCCUUGAAAUACAAACAAAGUUUUCAAGAGGCACAGGAAGAGCUGGUUGAAUUCCAAGAAGGAAGCAGAGAAUUAGAAGCAGAAUUGGAGGCUCAGCUAGUACAGGCUGAACAAAGAAAUAGAGACUUACAAGCUGAUAACCAAAGAUUGAAAUACGAAGUGGAAGCAUUAAAGGAGAAACUAGAACAUCAGUAUGCACAGAGUUAUAAGCAGGUCUCUGUUUUGGAAGAUGAUUUGAGUCAGACACGAGCCAUUAAAGAACAAUUACAUAAGUAUGUAAGAGAGUUGGAGCAGGCUAAUGAUGACCUGGAGAGAGCAAAAAGAGCAACAAUAGUUUCCCUUGAAGACUUUGAACAAAGGCUGAAUCAAGCCAUUGAACGAAAUGCAUUUUUGGAAAGUGAACUUGAUGAAAAGGAGUCUUUGCUGGUUUCUGUACAGAGGCUAAAGGAUGAAGCAAGAGAUUUAAGACAAGAACUAGCAGUACGUGAAAGGCAACAAGAAGUAACUAGAAAGUCAGCUCCUAGUUCUCCAACUCUAGACUGUGAAAAAAUGGAUUCUGCUGUCCAGGCAUCCCUCUCCUUGCCAGCCACUCCUGUGGGGAAAGGGACUGAGAACAGCUUUCCUUCACCAAAAGGUAUACCAAAUGGUUUUGGUACCAGCCCACUAACUCCUUCUGCAAGGAUAUCAGCAUUAAACAUUGUGGGGGAUCUCUUGCGGAAAGUAGGGGCCUUAGAAUCCAAAUUAGCUGCUUGCAGGAAUUUUGCAAAGGAUCAAGCAUCACGGAAAUCCUAUAUUUCAGGGAAUGUUAAUUGUGGCCUGGUGAAUAGCAACAGCACAAAGUUCUCUCGUUCAGGGCAUACAUCUUUCUUUGAUAAAGGGACAGUAAAUGGCCUUGACCAAGUUCCUCCAACUGGUCUGGGCUCUUCCAGACCAUCAUCUGCUCCAGGUAUGCUGCCUUUGAGCGUGUGAGCACCCAGUGUCCAGGGGGAGGACUCAGCUCUCCACUGAUGAACAAGGAUGUACCUACGCCUCACCUGUCUGUGCCCACACCUGCAAGGCCCAGCUCAUGCCCUUCUAUCCACCUGCCUUCCUGUAGCCAGCAGAUGGCAUGCCAGCUGCAUGCCAUGGCAAACACCGUGCCCACUGCCCUUCAGGACUCUGCUCGAUGUUAACCCUGGUUAUUUUUCUCUUCUCACCAUAGUGCCCAUUGGUUUCACAUGAUUGCACUUUCAUGGGUCACAAGCUGAUAGUGUAUUACUUGGUUUCUCUGGAUAUAGAAGUUCUCCCUUACCCCAUUCAGCCUAUACAGCUCUUCCUUGCUGUUCUGGUAGAAUUCAUUUGAGUAUAGGACCAGUGCAAAUCUUGGAAUUCACUAAAAGACCAUAUUAAUGUGUGUCCUUCCCCACAGCUUCUCCAUCCCCACCCCCACCCCAUGACAUCUACCUUCCUUCCCCACAAAAGGAUCUUUUAUAGCAAAAAAGACUUGUAAUUUGGGGCCUCACUUCUUUCCCAUAUUCAUGAUAGUCAAGGACAUAGGGCACAUGUUUCCUGUACCUUCUGAAGUCUUUCGAGCAGUUAGCAAUUCUCUAGGCUCCCAUCACCCAGAGCAGCAUUUAGUCCUAGCUCAUGGACAGCAAUGAACAAGGUUCCCAGGAAGCCCUAGGGACUCCGUCCUGAAGGAUGUUGCAGCUGUGAGGUGUGUCUCCUUCUUUCUGUGCCUCAGACUUGGUGGGGUUGACUGCCCCCUCACCCGCUUUCCAAGAUCCUUCAGUUAAAAAUGCUAGCACUUUUGUUUUAUUAUCAGUGGGCCUAACCAGUUGAAUUGGGAGGAGUUGAGUGGCCCGUCUCCAAGGGGCAAAGAGAAGACUGCCCUCAGAAGGGUAGGACUUUACAUGUUUUUCCUGUACAUCCUUUGAUUAUUCACAUGCUGCAUUUACUGUUUACAUUUGUUUGAUUGUAUAUAGGUUUGUAAACAUAAUUGCCUGAGAUAUUUGUACAUAACUUGGGCUUUGUAGCUUUAUUUAUUCCGAAUCCAUUUGGCAUGUUUAAUGACUUAGGAUGGUGUCCUACAGGGCAGCUGUAUUAAGAUCAUCAUGUGGUUUAAAAAACAACAAAACACUUCUCAUCAAAAUAAAGAUCUUUUUUGUGGAAACAGUGAAUUUUACAGAAAGAGAAGAUUGAAGUUGAUUUAUUGUCUGUAUGAGAGAAAGCAAAAGCUAGAGAAUACUAAUGACUCAAGUUCAGAUCUUUGAUCCAAUAAAUCAGAAAGAGGAAUUGACUUUUUCUGUGCAUGGAACUUCCUUAAGGGUGUUAGGGCAGGUAUGGAAGGAAGAGACCUACAUUUUACUUUCAGGGGCAUAUGCCUUUUCCCCCCUUUUUUCUCUCUCUCUAACCACCUGUGCUCAUAAAAUGAGAGAUCCUUAAUCUCAAGAUCAGAAGCAGGCCAGGUUGACUAAUGGAGCCAUGGGAGCAGAGUGUAUUUGUAUUUUGUUAGAGUUAGUUUAUGGGGUAGGUAUAUAGGGUGUAUCCUACCACCAUUUUUUAUCAAAUGAGAUAUUACUCACUUUUGUCACUCUGUAGUUUCAGGUCAUUUCAAACUAGGCUUCUUAGUUUCCAACUCAGAAUUUUCACCUCAUCUCUCAGGCUUGCUGAUUGAUACCAGGUGAGAGAAGGUUCCAGGUAUUUGAUAGAAGUGACAAGAAUAGCCUCAGAAACAUGCAGACUGAUGCUCACAGCUCUUUGUACAGCGGGUUUUGAAUUCUGCUUUUGUUAUAACAGAUGAACUUGGCAUUAAGAGCAAACAGAAACUAAAUAAUGCUAAAUAAAUAAGCAAUAUCAAGUGAUAUUCCACAUUUGUAAAAAUAAUAAAAUAUAUUGCAAGUA